AGAAAUUGGAAAAUCUAGAAUGGAUGAUGAAAAAAUUCAUCUAAAUAAAAGAAUAAAUUUGUUAGAAAAACAAGAUUUGAAAUUAUCUAAAGAAAGAAUCACUAUAAUUAAAAAUUUGUUUAAAGUUGGUGAAACAUUAGCUAGUUUAUUAACAAGAAAAAUAAUCAAUGAAGAUAUCAUCAGAGAAAUAGAAAAAACAUCACCAAAAUCAACCUCUGAUCUUGUUAAAAACGAUAAAAGGAAAUCUAUAAAAGAUAAAUCAAAUUCUAAAAAUAUAAAAGAUGCUAGUAACAAAUCAAAUAUCGCUUCUAUUUCUGGAUUACCAUGUAAUAUUGUUUGUGAUCCAGAAGAUAUUAUCGAGGAUGGAAAACCAAAAACUUUUGAUUCAAUCUUAUUAGAUAGCAUUAGUUCUAUUUUUUUUAGUGAUGCUUCAUUCAUAGAUAAUUAUGGUUCUUUUAAUAGUGAGGUAGAAGAAAAAUAUAAUGAAGAUUUAAAAGGAGAAGAAAUAAAAUAUGCUAAAAAUAUUUACACAGAUAAAAAUGUGGUCACAAAAUCAUUAAUUAUGGUAAAUAGAUUUGGUCAAACUAUAUCAAAUGAACUUCCCAAAGCACCAAAAUUAAGACUACAUGGUUAUUUCUGUCAAGCAGAUAUGA
Molecule: messenger RNA, 653 nt
Organism: Scutellospora calospora
Lineage: Eukaryota; Fungi; Glomeromycota; Glomeromycetes; Diversisporales; Gigasporaceae
Source: the annotation of a GenBank genome assembly